Molecule: messenger RNA, 2300 nt
Organism: Melopsittacus undulatus (budgerigar)
Lineage: Eukaryota; Metazoa; Chordata; Aves; Psittaciformes; Psittaculidae
Gene: MECR
Product: mitochondrial trans-2-enoyl-CoA reductase
Exons: 10
Coding region: 46-1080 (344 amino acids)
Biological process (GO): fatty acid metabolic process
Cellular component (GO): mitochondrion
Molecular function (GO): trans-2-enoyl-CoA reductase (NADPH) activity
Source: RefSeq, a predicted model, not a curated record
CUGAGCCGAGCCGAGCUGAGCCGAGCCGAGCCGAGCCGAGCCGAAAUGCAGCGUGCGGCAGCGGGGGUGCUGCGGGCGGCCCGGGCUCUGCUCUAUGAGCGACACGGGGAGCCCUCUGCCGUGGUGCAACUGAAGGACAUCGAAGUGCCCAAGCUGGGGGACACCGAUGUCCACGUCAAGAUGUUGGCAGCUCCCGUCAAUCCCGCUGACAUCAAUAUGAUCCAAGGGACGUACGCCACCCUCUCCCCAUUGCCGGCUGUGGGAGGCAAUGAAGGUGUUGGGGAGGUGCUGGAGGUCGGGAGCCGUGUGGCAGCUCUGAAAGCUGGAGACUGGGUCAUCCCGGCCACCUCCGGACUCGGCACGUGGCGGACGCAGGGGGUGUUCCCUGAGCAGAUGCUGCUGAAGGUGCCCAGGGACAUCCCAAUGCUGUGCGCUGCCACCCUGAGUGUCAACCCCUGCACAGCGUACCGCAUGCUGGCUGACUUCGAGACCCUGGCACCAGGGGACUCUGUCAUCCAGAACGCAGCCAACAGCGGCGUGGGCCAGGCUGUUAUCCAGAUUGCCAAAGCCUCUGGCAUCAAGACCAUCAAUGUGGUGAGGGACAGACCUGAUCUCCCAAAGCUGGUGGAGAGGCUGACAGCGCUGGGUGCCGACCAUGUCAUCACAGAGGACAUGCUGAGAAAGCCAGAAAUGAAAGAUGUAUUUAAGAGCAUCCCAAAGCCCCGGCUCGCCCUGAACUGCGUCGGAGGCAAAAGCACAACAGAGAUGCUGCGGCAUCUGCAGCCCAAAGGCACCAUGGUCACCUAUGGUGGGAUGGCAAAGCAGCCUGUGAUGGUGCCUGUGAGUGCCUUCAUCUUCCGGGACGUGCGGCUCCGCGGCUUCUGGAUGACACAGUGGAGGAAGGAGCAUGAGCAGGACCAGCAUAGCGUGGCCACCAUGAUGGAUGCCCUGUGCCAGCUCAUCCGCAGGGGCCAACUCACCGCACCAGCCUGCACCCAGGUCCCGCUCCAGGACUACCAGGAGGCUCUGGAAGCUGCCAUGAAGCCCUUCACAUCCUCAAAGCAGAUCCUCCUCCUCUGAGCUGCAGCUCCGUGCUGCUCCCCAUGGCCACACUUCCCUUGGCUGCCUCGGAGGGGCUCAGAGAUGGGGGGAAAACCUCCAGAUCCAUUGAUUUUUGUCUGUUUUUACCCUUUCAGGAGCCUGUUUCAAGGUUUAAAGCCCCCUGCAGCUCCCCAUGGCUGGCAGCGUGCACACUGAUGGGCAGGGGGGCCGGGGGAGCUUGGCUGCAAGAGGAUGCUCAGGGAGCGCAGGGGCUGCAUUGGCUCAGCUCAGGGAGGCAGGAGAGCAGCAGCUGCCCCUCACACGAGUGCUUUGGGGCUGCCUCCUGCCCGCAUCGGUGCCAGUGUGGUUCUGCUCUUUGCACUGUCCCCAGGGGUGAUUUUUGGGUGCUUUCGGGUCACUUUGCAGGGUAUCCCAGGGCCUUUCUCCCAGCCCCAUUCACUACUGCAGCCGCUGAGCCACCUCCGUGCCCCCAUCCCAAGGGCAGCAGCCAAGAGCCUAUGGUUUGGGGGCAUUCCCUGUGCUGAAACGCAGGGAAAACCCGGUUAUUUCUACCUUUCAACGUGGUUUUCCCCCGCCCUGCCCAUGCUGUGCUGCAGGACGGGGGCAGGGCAAGCCUAUGAAGGCCUGAGCACAAGGGGAUUUCCCAGCCUUUGGCAACACUGGAUCCCAAACCCGACCUCAAACAGCGAAGGAAGGGGAGGAGGAAGCGCGAGUUACCCAUGGGCACUGCGAACAAGCAGUGAUGCUGGGGGGGUGGCAUUGAGCUCAUGGCCAGGUGAAUGCAGGGCAAGGGGCUUUUUGCCAGGCUUGGAUUUGACUUGAGUUUUGCUGCUGUUGCACUGCGGACUGUGAGGAGAACCUCAUGGAAUUCGAUGUGUGAUGGAUACAAGCCUGGUUUUCCAAGCUGCUGACAAUAAAUGUUGGCCUCUUGGCUUUUCCUAUGGAGAAUUUGGGCUGCUCUAAAAUCCCAGCAGGGAAAUGGCCCCAUAGAGGCAGAGCAUCAAACCUAGCAUCUCCUGCGCGCUCUCCCAUCACUAUGGAGGCAGAGCAGUGUUGUGUGGCCCAGAGCUUUCCUGGUCCGUGCUGCAAGUGGAUGGAAAAAGCAUGGAGAGGGCUCUGAGAUGGUUAAAGGCACUAUUGAGGGUGACAUAAACCAGACAAUUUAACGCAAAGCUUUAAUCCCCUUGUUUGUUUGACUCGGCAAUAAAGCCCAACAAGCGUUUGAGAGCUCCCUUGCA